AGUUGUGGGUCUGCGCGGCGACUCUGCCGCCUGCGAUCGACCGACGAGUGGCCAUGCGACCCGACCGGCCCUUCUCCCACCCACCCUAAAACCUCGACACCUCCUCCUCCUCCUCCUCCCCGUCUCUCUCUACUCUCUCUAGAACGCGCGCAAGAACACACGUACGAGAAGCCCGACCGGCACACCAACCCCCACCAGCGGAGUAAUUGGGAGGAGGAGGGGAAGGAUCGUCACCGAAGCCGCGUGCGCUUUAAUUCCCGGCCGCACGCCCCCAUCAUGGAAGGUGGCGGCGGCGUUCUUGGCGCCGCCCAGGAACCGCGGGAGCAGCAGCUGCUGCAGCAGCGGGAGGAGGAGAAGGGAGCCGGCGCCGCCGCUGAUAGGAAGGGCCCCGGCACCGUCGCCGUCGCCGGCAUGAAGUUUCGCGUGUCCGCGCGGGCGCCGCACGGCGUCGCGGCGCUGCUGCUCAUCGGCGGCACGGCCGUCGUCGGGGCCGCCGUCCUCGCGUGGCGCCGCUCGCACCGCGGCAAGAAGGGCGCCGAGCGCCAGCGCGACCGGCAGCCAGCGAAAGGCGAGGUUUUGGAUGGCGGAGUUGUCGAGGAUGGGAAGGUUCAGGAUGGCGCAUUGAUGCAGAAGCUUGAUCAGUCCAAUGAGAACUUGAGCGCAGAAAAAAAGGAGAUCGGAUCCGGCAGAUUGGAUGGCAAGGAGACAGAGGAAAGCCAUCAGAUUCACAAGGAUAACGAGAUCGUUGCAGAUCAAUUGGACAGCAAACCUGAAGAGAAAAUUGAUCAGAAUUCAGGCAAGAAUCCUGUAGAGGUCAACAUGGAUGAUACGGACAAAGAACAUGUUGAAAAAAUUGACCAGAAUUCAAGCACAAACCGUGUUGUGAUCACGCAUGAUAUGUGUCAGGACAAGGAACAUGUUGAGAAAAUAGAUCUCGUUGAAAGAAUUGAUCAGAAUUCGAGCAUGAACCCUGUCGGGAUUGGAAUGCAGGAGGUCAUCACUAUUUGUUUGAUCCCUGGAAAUGUGGAGAAGGUUGAUGAGGAUUCAAGCAAGAACAACAUCGAGAAAGACAUAACCCAAAAGGAUAAUAAAGAUGUGAAGGCUUCUGAUCAAAGCAAACUCAGUAUCAGUGGUCCAGGGAUCAUCUUCAGUAAAAAUAAUGAUGAAAGUGAUGAUGUUCAAGAGGCUGAAUCAAUGGAGAACACACCGACUGCACAGCUGAUGAUGCAGCAAGACCAACUCUUAGAUGACAUGGUUACAGAUACUGUUACAGAAACAGAAGAAUCAAAUGAGGGUGAAGGAACAAGCACAGACGAAACCGAGCUCAAACAAGAUGAAAAGAAAGCUCUGGCAGGACUUACUGAACUUGUCAGCUCACCGGCAGUGUCAUCGCUUUUUAAGCCAGCAGAGAAGAAAGGGCCCGAGUUUCCGGGACUGAAUGAGAGAGGGAUGAAGAUAAAGCAAGAUUAUACCAAUGGUGAGCUAAGGGAGCACGAUAUGAUCAGCAAAGGAGGAGUGCAGGGAGGAGCCAUCGCGACCCUGGAUCGCAGGAGCCCUGCUCUGGCCAUUCUUGCUCUUAUAUUUGCAAUGACUAUCGGAAUAACAAUCAUCGUGCGCUUAUAUGCCCCUACCCGAGCAACAAAACUCCAGAUGGAUCUGUAGUACAUUUCCAAGGGUGCAAUGAAGUUCUAUCGGCAAUCAAUACAAAAUGCUGAGGUUGCAAAGUUGCACUGGGCUUUCAUGGCCUCAGGCGCAAACAUAUGUACGGCAAAAUGAGAGCUGGAACUUACAAGAUGGAAAAAAUGGGCUGUGGAAGAAUUCGGAUGGACAUUGUGCAGAGCGAUCUGUCUAUACUGAAACAGUUACAGAAAUCUAGCAAAAAGCAUAACCAAGGAGGUCAGAACAAUCAGAUUCUCCAUGAGUGCUUGUUUUUUUAGUAAUUAUUUUGUAGGGUAUGCUAGUGGUAAAAAUAUUUGUCACAGGGCCCCGGCCGCACUAUGUUCGAGUUGUGCUUUGUUUUAUUUGAUCGCUUCUCGAUCUCGUCAGUAUUUGGUUCAUUACCUCUGUACUCCUAAUAAUAAUGCUGUCCAGAAAGCGUUAUCUUCACUAGUCAUCUAUU
Panicum hallii is the source of this 2119-nucleotide messenger RNA. RefSeq lists its product as uncharacterized. Bases 277 to 1662 code for a protein of 461 amino acids. The transcript has 9 exons. Lineage: Eukaryota; Viridiplantae; Streptophyta; Magnoliopsida; Poales; Poaceae. The record is from RefSeq and is a predicted model, not a curated record.